AUGCCGUCCUCCUCCCCUGCUCUUCCGCCCGAACUGGAGCUGGUCAUAUUCCAGACAGCAGCCAAAGCCUCCUUGCACACAUUGUACACCCUCCUCCUCGUCGCGCGGCGCACCCGACUUUGGUUGGAGCCUCUGCUCUACCAAACGCUGCGCUUCAGCCGCGAGUACAAAUCGCCUAAUCUGACCGCCAUGGAUCCAUCACGGCAUGCCUUUCUCGCCCACACUGUGCGCCACGUCGUCAUUUCCGGCCACAUCGACGCGGACAUCCCACCCUUCGUAGCCCCCCUGCGUAUCUGUUCGCAGAUGACGCAUCUUGCCUUAGGCUUCUCCACCUACCAUCCCGUUGUGGGCGCGGCGCUCCUACUGCUCCGGCACCUCCGCUGUCUGGCGUUUGACCCGCGCGUCUGCCAGCUGACAGCGAGUGACGCCGCCCUGCCCGUCUUCGCCGGACUCACCCACCUCGAGCUGUUCAAGAUGCUACCUGACACCGCCGAGUUCUGCGCCGCUCUCCCGCGGCUGACACACCUCGCGCUGAACACGCUGAACGAGGCGGCGAUCACGCAAAUGCUCGCCGCGUGUCCCCGAUUGGAGCUCCUUGUGAUUCUACAGGACGAGGAGAACCCGAUGGGCGUUCUGCUCAGCGCCGCCCCCGCGGCACUCACACACGACCAGCGGCUGGUUAUCACUGCAUACGUCGACUGGGACGAAGGCGUCCUCGACAGCUGGAACUACUGGGCCGUUGCCGAAGAAUUCCUUGCGCAAAAGCGAAGUGGGGCUAUUCCGAAGACUCAAUUCGUCGCGGAUCGAGAUGAGACGUAA
Molecule: messenger RNA, 819 nt
Organism: Mycena indigotica
Lineage: Eukaryota; Fungi; Basidiomycota; Agaricomycetes; Agaricales; Mycenaceae
Exons: 3
Coding region: 1-819 (272 amino acids)
Source: RefSeq, a predicted model, not a curated record